UCGAGAAGUUACAAAUCACAAAGGCAGCUACGAAUUCUGCUUUUAUUUUUUAUUUAGUACAAUCAUAGUAAUUAGCAAGGUGACACGUAUAGAAUCCCCUCGCCAUUUCCAGUCCCCAGACUUCAACGCAUACGCAUCCUCGUAGCUGCCACCGUCAUACUCGUUAUUGGCAAUCUCAAAACCCUAGAACUCUUGAUACUCUCCAGCGAACAAAAUGGAUCCGGUUAUUCCCAUUGCGGUUGUCUCGAUCCUUCUCGGUGCUCUGAUCGCUCUCCUCUUCUUCAAAACCUAUUUCAUCAAGAGAAAAUCCGAAAUUAAAUCCAUAGCCAAACCGGAACUCCAUUCGGAUCCUAAGAAGCCCACGAAGCCUGCUCAGUCUAUAACCAAGAAAUCUCACUCGAAACCUCACUCUCAUGCUUCUGACAAGGAUCAAAAUAAGCGGCAUCACCCAUUGGAUUUGAACACUCUAAAAGGUCAUGGAGAUUCAGUCACUGGGCUGUGUUUCUCUAAUGAUGGACGGAGUUUGGCAACUGCUUGUGCAGAUGGAGUGGUCAGGGUGUUUAAGUUGGAUGAUGCUUCAAGUAAAAGUUUCAAAUUUCUAAGAAUUAAUUUACCUGCUGGAGGUCAUCCAGUGGCUGUGGCCUUUUCUGAUGAUGCAUCUUCUGUAGUAGUGGCUUCUGAAACUCACUUCGGUGCAUCUUUAUAUAUGUAUGGAGAAGAAAAGGCUAAACCUACUAAUGAAUCCAAGCAGCAAUCUAAGCCUCCUUUACCAGAAAUCAAAUGGGAACAUCACAAAUUGCACGAGAAAAGUGCUGUUCUGACUUUAGUUGGAGCUGCUGCAACUUAUGGAAGUGCCGAUGGGAGUACUGUUAUUGCCUCUUGUUCAGAGGCUACUGAUAUCAAACUUUGGCAUGGAAAGACUGGGAAGAAUUUGGGGAGUGUUGAUACAAAUCAAUUGAAGAACACCAUGGCUGCUAUAUCACCAAAUGGACGUUUUAUUGCUGCUGCGGCUUUUACUGCAGAUGUGAAGGUUUGGGAGAUUGUAUAUUCAAAGGACGGUUCUGUUAAAGAGGUUCCAAAAGUUAUGCAGCUUAAAGGGCACAAGAGUGCAGUGACUUGGUUAUGCUUUACUUCAAACUCAGAGCAAAUCAUCACGACAUCCAAAGAUGGUUCUAUAAGAAUUUGGAACAUCAAUGUUCGAUACCAUCUUGAUGAGGAUCCGAAGACUGUAAAGGUGUUUCCAAUUCCACUUCAUGAUUCAAGUGGCGCUACUUUGCAUUAUGAUCGACUCAGCUUAUCCCCUGAUGGGAAGAUACUGGCAGCAACCCAUGGUUCAACAUUGCAGUGGUUAUGUGUGGAUACUGGGAAUGUUCUGGACACAGCUGACAAGGCCCAUGAUGGUCAAAUCACAUGGAUUGCAUGGUCUCCUAAGACGAUUCCAAUGGGUACUGGACAGGCCUUGGUGUUGGCCACCGCCAGUGUUGACAAGAAAGUGAAAUUGUGGGCAGCUCCAUCACUUCAUUCAACCUAAAAGAAUCUUCUAUUUAACUAAUUUCAAUUACAGGGCAAGGAAUUUCUGAUCUUAGUAGGCGUUGAUCAGCUGUAGCUUAAUGAGUUUUGAGCUCUACAAUCGUCUUAGAUUAACCACUUAAAAGAAAGUUUAAGACUAGAGUAUGGCAUGAUGCAGAACUCAGGACAGGAUUUCGAAUUUGAUAUCAAGAAAAAAAAAAAAAGGGUUUUUGUAUGGCUAGAGUUGUGUGAUCUGACUUAAAUUUUUGGUGGUGCACAAUUUUCGCAAAGUUAGAUAAUGUGCUUUUUGGAUGGCGAUGCAACAAUAUCAUCUUUGUUCAGAUUUGAACUUGCUGUAAUGUUACAGGUUUUGUUGAGCCAUGCCAAUAGUUUUAUGGGUGAGGUUGGCAUUGACUUUAGAUCUAUUAUUAAGAAAAAAAAUAUUUUUUAAUAUGCUAAUUAUUAGAAAAUUGAAUUCA
This is a messenger RNA of Hevea brasiliensis (rubber tree), 1988 nucleotides long. RefSeq lists its product as uncharacterized. The transcript is spliced from 10 exons. Gene Ontology annotation, molecular function: protein binding. The record is from RefSeq and is a predicted model, not a curated record. Bases 215 to 1531 code for a protein of 438 amino acids. Lineage: Eukaryota; Viridiplantae; Streptophyta; Magnoliopsida; Malpighiales; Euphorbiaceae.